Molecule: messenger RNA, 420 nt
Organism: Amborella trichopoda
Lineage: Eukaryota; Viridiplantae; Streptophyta; Magnoliopsida; Amborellales; Amborellaceae
Source: RefSeq, a predicted model, not a curated record
AUGGCCCAUUCCUCCAUUCUCUGCGUCUCAGCUCUUCUCGUCCUGCUCCUUACCACCCAACUCUCCUCUGCUAACAUAGCGAUAGCACCCCCCUCUGCAGGACCUCCAAUCACUGGAAGAGGAUCUGCACCACCACUUCCAAUCAGAGGAGGCGGAGGUGGGGGUGGUGGAGGCGGCGGCGGUGGUGGUGGUGGAGGGUCAAGCUCUGGUGGUGGGUCAGGAUUUGGGUCUGGAACAGGAGGUGGGUCUGGCUCUGGCUUUGGAGGAGCAGUAGGUGCAGGAGGAGGUGGAGGAGGAGGUGGUGGUGGUGGUGGUGGUGGUGGAAGAGGUGGAAGAGGUGGACGAGGUGGUGGGUCAGGCUCUGGCGGUGGUAGAGGUGGUGGGUGCGGCGGCGGGUUCGCGAGUGUUGGUGGAACUUGA